Messenger RNA from Diaporthe citri, 1908 nucleotides. RefSeq lists its product as uncharacterized. Gene Ontology annotation, cellular component: membrane; intracellular membrane-bounded organelle. Lineage: Eukaryota; Fungi; Ascomycota; Sordariomycetes; Diaporthales; Diaporthaceae. The transcript has 3 exons. Gene Ontology annotation, molecular function: heme binding. The record is from RefSeq and is a predicted model, not a curated record. The coding region runs from base 1 to 1908 and encodes 635 amino acids.
AUGGGCAAGAAAUACGGUGGUCUGGGCGGAUACCUGUACGUGUGCGGAUCUGUGGCCGUAUUCGACUCUGUCAUGAAAGGCAUACGGCAGGCCAUCUACAACCACCGCACGUCGACGCUGGACUCUGCGGAGGAGCUCAUCAACGCCGCAUUCGCCGAGCGCCGUUUCAUGCUCGACGUCUUCAUGACGCCCAAGCCUCUCCCAUGCAACCUGCCCACCAUCCCGCUGUCGCAGCUCGCCCUCAACACCGGCCACAGGGGCCAAUCGAGGAUCUGGAUCGGAGUCCGCGGCAAGGUCUACGAUGUGACAGACUUCUGUCCGAUGCACCCAGGCGCCACCCUCAUCAUCAAGUCCAACGCCGGUGUCGACUGCACGGCGUCCUUCGACAACCUCGCGCACACCACCAACCCGGAGGUGUCGUCGCUCCUGACCAAGUACUUUGUCGGCCACCUGACGCCCAAGCCGGACUUCCACGGCAACGAUGACCUGGACAUGCUGUACGAGCUGUGGUCGUCGUAUCUCCGGACGUCCGUCGAGACCCUCGUGGCGCACCAGAUGGAGAUGAACGCCAUGAUCACGAACCAGACCCUGGACCCACCGAAGUGGUGGUACCAGGGCCCCGGGCUGCUGAACAUCAAGGGUGUGAGGUCCUUCUACCAGUACCAAUCACGCCUGCUGCAGACGGGGUUCAGCGCCCUCUUCGGCUCCAAGUUCCAGGAGCUCAUACUCAAGCUGUCAUUCAGCCUCGCCAACGCGUCCUCGGCAGGGCCAUCAACAAACCCGCCAGACGUCCUUGGCGUCGUGGCCCGGGCCAAGACAUCCGGCAGCGCCAUCAAGACAUCCAGGGAGAUCGCCCGCGUGGGCGAGUUCGUCGGCAACAGCGAGGAGGCGCGGUUCCACGAGCGGGGGAUAAUCGACUACGCCAGCAAGUCGGUCGAGCUGGACAUCAGCCUGCUCGAGGACGUGCGGGCCGAGGCGUGCGCGGGCGUGGACGCCUCCGACGCGCUCAUGUCGCAGCCGCAGGAGGCCGAGAACCCCGAGGACAGGGUCGCCGCGCCGGCGACGUUGCUGAUGCAGCUGCUGGAGCGCGUGGCCAAGCGCCUCGAGAUCUUCUACGCCAACCUCGCGCAGUACUCGGUCCACCAGCCCACCAUCGAGCGCAACCCGGCCCGCACGCGCUGGAGGCUGGUCCGGUCGAAGCUGGCAACGUCUUCCUCGUCGGCUUCCAUGGCGGCGGCGGGCAGGCCUUCCUUCCAGACCAACAUCGACUUCGACCGCGUCAUGAGCCAGGUGCGCCAGGGCCUCGGCGCGGGCGCCCCCCACGUCCAGCAGCAGCAGGCCAAGGCGACUCCCAGCGCGAUAGAUGCGGCGCGCGGGCGAGCGCCGGCCAACGGGGCGAGCGCGUUCGAGUCGUACGAGAACGGAGGCGCCCUGACGCGGAUGAGCUCCUUCAUCGACAAGAACAUGCGGUCCAUCCGGCGGCUGUCGAGGAUGCCCACCGGUCGAGGAGGGCUGGGAGGGUUCCAGCCCACGCCGCCUAGCAGCAGGGGGUCGAGCGUCGACGGGCGGGACGCGCGCGGCAGGAUGAUGGGGGCUGGAAUGGGGGCGGGGCCGAACGUGCCGCCCUCGCCGCCGGUGGACGCCACGACGGCCAUCACGGCCAUGAUGGACAAGUUCCACGGCCGCAAGAGGAGCACGGUGUCGGCGUCGGGCGGCUCGAGUCCCCCCUUGCAGCGGAGCGCCAUGGCUGGUCCGCCGAUGAGCCCGGGUGGGAACCACGUGGUGAUGAUGAGGUCGAGGGCGCCGUCUGUUCAGAGCGUCAGGGCUGGGUCGCUGAAGUCUUUCAAGCUGGGUGAGAGGGUGCAUUCGUAUGGGCAGGCGGAGAAGAAGGUUGCGCCGACGUUUUGA